GCAUUGUGUGUUUCUGUGCCCACUUCAAAUACUGCCACUCUCACCUCCUACCUCUUCACUAUGGUCCACAGUUCCAACAGUCACUCUACUGUGUUCAUCUCCAUUCAUUUUUGCCUGGGAUCACUGAGAUGAACCAGAGUCAUUUGUGAGACCUUGCUGGAGUCUGAUGUGCUCAGUAUAGGAUGACAACUAAAGGCAGUGAUUCUUCUACACUCUAUCCAUAGCCAACAUAUAGAGAGCUGUUCCACUUCCUAGACUGACUGUGGUCUUGUGUGAGGCCAGUGCAGGGAAGGACAGUUGCUGUUGGUUACUGAUUACAAUAGUUGUAUGGGAUCUAGAGGAUGGUGUGUCUUAGCCCUUUUCCCUCUUUCCCUUAUUUCCUAACCUACUCUUCUUCCUCAGUGUUCCCAGAGCUGGAGUUGUUAUAGAGUAACAGACUUUUUUAUGACUAGAACCACGUACUUUACUUUUUUUUUUUUUUUUUUUUUUUUGCGACUGGGCUAGCCAAGAGUCUGCAUCCACCAGAAAUCUGUCAUGAGAAAAGAGCCUCGUGAAUGACUCACAGAAGACAAAUGCCUUUCUGAGUUAGUAAAAUGACAUCUAGUGGUGAAAGCAGUACAGUGCGGGAUGACUUCAGCCCUAUGCUGAUGACAAAACGAUGACUACUGACUUCUUUAGACACCUUUCUUUUUUUUUUUCAAAAUCCAAGUUCUUUGAAUGUCUGUACCAUAGUCAAAUUUUCAGAAUUUGGUAUUGGCUUCCUAUGUUUGUGUGUUGGGAAUGGGACUCUGGCUUCUCAAGUUAGCCUGUUAUUGUUUGGUAUGAAGUAUGUGUCCUAGAGGCUAGUUUUAGGCUAUUUUGCAUCUAAAGGAUUCAGUACCCAGGAUGGGGAUCAGAUACCGGGGUGCAGCGUCCUAUUAGGCCCAGUUCUGGUCUAGGCAGACAGUGGCCACUGGGAGGCUGUGCAUAGCGGGUCCGAAGCAGCCUGACAGCUGGAGCUGUAUGGCAGGAAGCCUGAGACAAAGUGGGAGGGACGUGUUCGCGGGGCAGGGAUAUUCACCCAGAAACAUGGUGGAAGGUUGUUAGACAUUAGGUGGGGGUGGAAAACAUAGUGUUCCGAGUGGGAGGAGUAUUCCCAGUGGGAGGAGUUAGGGCAGUGACGUGAACGGAAGCUGGAAACUGGGUGUGGGAGGCUGGAAACGUGGGACGAAGAACCAGAAGUGUCAAGGACCUGUCAGGUCCAGAGCUCGCGGCCCUGCCCCGUGGGGAAUCGCGUGGUUCAGACCUGGGGUCAGAGGACACAGAGGACUUCGUGGGAAGCUAAAACUCCAGGCAGCCGCGGGUGCCUUGCGGGGCAUCCUGGAGGAAUCAGCAAUCAGUCGCAAAGCGGCGAGAACCGGAGCCAGGCGGCCCUGGAACCGCCCAGGUGCUUUUUGAAGAAUCACUUUCUCAUGUACAGGGUUCGCUGAUCACCCAGACCUGCUUAUCUGUGGAAACCUAGAAGGUGGAGAGGGAGAACACAGUAGCUAAGGAUCCAGGACUACAAGCUGGCUAUUCAUCAUUCCUGACAGAGAAAUUUAAAGAAGAGAAACAAACAAACAAAAAAAAAUGGCUGAUUCUCCAGUAAACAUGUCCCAGCUUACAUAAUUGGCAAGGACCGCUGACAGGGUCAUACAAGAUGAGUUUUACAGAAGAUGCUCAGACCAGCCAUGAAGCAGACACUGGUCAAGCUGCCUGGACUCUGGAGCACAAGGCACGCUCAUGGAGGAAGUGGCUUAUUAGAUCACUUCUCAACUCAGUUUGACCCAUUGAUAUUAAAGGACCACUAGCCAACUAUUCAUUCUUCCUCAAAGAGAAAAUCAAAGAAGAGACACAGAAAGAAAUGGCUAAAUCUCCAGUAAACAUGUCCAAGCAUCUGUUAACAUUUCGAGAUGUGGCCGUGGACUUCUCCCAGAAGGAGUGGGAGUGCCUGGACUCUGCUCAGAGGGCUUUGUACAUUGACGUGAUGGUGGAGAAUUAUAGCAACCUGGUGUUUGUGGAGAAAUAUUCUGUACGUGAUACUGUCCAUCAACAUGUGAGGACUGAAAAGGAGUCUCGUCAGUGUAAUGAACUUGGUGAAAUGCUUCAUGAACCCACCAACUGUGCACCUUAUAAUACAAGUGACACUACAGAAACCUCUAACAACUACAGAUGCUGUAAUGACCAGGAUGCCUCUGUUGACUCUUCAAACCCAGAUAGACUUAAAAGCGUGCACACUGGAGAAGAACGUUGUGAAUAUAAAGACUGUGAGAAAUCUUCCAGCAUUGCUCAAGAUCAGAGAACAAACAGUGCAAACAAAGAACAGAGACAGGAAAAACAUGGUGGCCAUUUCAGCUCUACACACAGUCUCAAAUCUUCCAGCAUUGCUCAAGAUCAGAGAACAAACAGUGCAAACAAAGAACAGGGACAGGAAAAACAUGGUGGCCAUUUCAGCUCUACACACAGUCUCAUGCAACAAGCAAUCUUCAAUAGAGAGAAACGAUACCAGUGUGGGCAAUGCCAGAGAUGCUUCAGUACCUCCGCAAACCUCACUAUACAUCAGAGAAUUCAUACUGGUGAGAAACCCUACAAGUGCAACUUUUGUGACAAAUCCUUUGCCCAGUGUACAACUCUUAAAACACACCAACGUCUUCAUACUGGAGAGAAACCUUACAAAUGCAAAGAAUGUGGAAAAUCAUUUCCUCAGUUGUCAGCACUUAAAAGCCAUCAGAAAAUGCAUACUGGAGAAAAGCCUUACAAAUGUAAGGAGUGUGACAGAUUCUUUGCCCACUGUUCCAGUUUCAGGAGACAUCAGAAAACUCAUAGAGCUAAGAAACAUACUGGCCCAGAUUGUGGUAAAGACUUGCAUCAGCUUUCACACUUUAAAAGCGAUCACAGACUCCAUACUGGAGAGAACCCGUACAAAUGCAGUGAGUGUGACAGAUCCUUUCCCCACUAUGAAUUAUUUAGAAUUCAUCAAAAAACUCAUUCUUCAGAAAUAGAUUAUGAAUGUGAAGAAUGUGGUAAGUCCUUUACUGAAUUAUUACAACUUAGAAGGCAUUACAAAAUCCAUUCUGGUGCAACACUUUACAAAUGUAGAGACUGUGACAAAUCCUUUACCCAGUAUUCACAUCUUCAAAAACAUCAGACAAUUCAUACUGGAGAGAGACCUUACAAAUGUAAGGAUUGUGAAAAAUCCUUUCUUCAUAACUCACUUCUUAGACGACAUCAGAGUGUUCAUACUGGAGAGAAACCUUAUAAAUGUAAGGAAUGUGACAAAUCUUUUACUAGAAACUCCAUUCUUAGACAACAUCAGAAAAUUCAUACUAAAGAAAAGCCUUACAAAUGUGUAGAAUGUGACAAGUCCUUUACCCAGCUCACAUAUCUAAGAACACACCAAAGAGUUCAUACUAAAGAGAAACCUUACAAUUGUACAGUAUGUGACAAGUCCUUUACAACGGGAGCAACUCUUAGAAUACAUCAGAGAGUUCAUACUGGAGAAAGACCAUACAGAUGUACGGAAUGUGGCAAAUCUUUUCGUGAAGGCACAACUCUUAGAACACAUAAGAAAAUUCAUACUGGUGAGAAACCUUACAAUUGUACUGUAUGUGACAAAUCUUUUAUCAGGUACUCACAUCUCCAAAGACAUCAGAGAGUUCAUACGGGAGAGAAACCUUACAAAUGUAUGGAAUGUGACAAAUCUUUUACUGAGUGCUUUCUUCUUAGAAAGCAUCAGAGAAUUCAUACUGAAGAGAAACCUUACAAAUGCAAAGACUGUGACUUAGCCUUUGUGUGUAUUUCAAAUCUUAGAAAACAUCAGAAAAAUCAUACUGGAGAAAAACAUACUGUUGUAAAUAAUAUGACAUAACAUUUAUGUGGUGUUCCCUGCUUACAAAUCACAAGGGAAUAAGUAGUAGACUCACAAAGAUAACAAGUUUGUGAAAUCCUGUAAUGAAGAUUGAAGUCUUUAAAAAUGUAACAAAGUUUAUAUUAAAAUAAAAAUUCUGUAAAUGUAACUGCAUGGAAAGAUUUUUUUUUUCUUUUUCUAUGUUCAUGAAUGCCUGGCCUGCACUGAUUACAAUAGUUGUAUGGAGUCUAGAAAAUGGUGUGUCUUACCCCUUCCUCCUCUUUCCCUUCUUAUUUCCUAACUACUGCUUCUUCCUCCUUGUUCCCUAAGCUAGAGAUGGUAUGGAGUAACUGACUUUAUUAGGACUAAAACCAUGUAUUUUAUUUAUUUUCUACAUCUAGAAGAGGCAUGAGUCUCGGGAGGCAGAGGCAGGUGGAUUUCUGAGUUUGAGGACAGCCUGGUCUACAAAGUGAGUUCCAGGACAGCCAGGGCUAAACAGAGAAACCCUGUCUCGAAAAACCAAAAAAAAAAAAAAAAAAAAAAAAAAAAACCACAACCAACCAACCAAACAAAAACAAAGAAAAAAGAAAAGCACCUUGUGCAUGAGUCACAGAAGACAAACUCCUGAGUUAGUAAAAUGACAAGAACCCAAUCGCGGUAAAGCAGAGCACUGCAGGAUGCAUUGUACUCUAGGCUGUUAGCAAAGGCCUGACCACUUCUUGAGACACUUAUUUGUGUUUUGAAAAUCCAAGUUCUUUGAAUGUCUGUCCAGAAGUAAAAAUUUCAGAAUUUCA
Messenger RNA from Mus musculus (house mouse), 4659 nucleotides. RefSeq names its product zinc finger protein 948 (gene Zfp948). NCBI's taxonomy places the organism in Eukaryota, Metazoa, Chordata, Mammalia, Rodentia, Muridae. The coding region runs from base 1883 to 3886 and encodes 667 amino acids. The transcript has 7 exons. The record is from RefSeq and is a predicted model, not a curated record. Gene Ontology annotation, cellular component: nucleus. Gene Ontology annotation, biological process: regulation of DNA-templated transcription; negative regulation of DNA-templated transcription. Gene Ontology annotation, molecular function: sequence-specific DNA binding.